AAGGCCAAGAAGAGCUUGGAGACGUACAAGAUCUACAUCUUCAAGGUGCUCAAGCAGGUGCACCCCGACAUCGGCAUCUCCUCCAAGGCCAUGUCCAUCAUGAACUCCUUCAUCAACGACAUCUUCGAGAAGCUCGCCGGCGAGUCGGCCAAGCUGGCGCGCUACAACAAGAAGCCCACCAUCACCUCCCGGGAGAUCCAGACCGCCGUGCGCCUCGUCCUCCCCGGCGAGCUCGCCAAGCACGCCGUCUCCGAGGGCACCAAGGCCGUCACCAAGUUCACCUCCUCCUAGAUUGCUGCCGUCCGUCCGAGUCUGUUUCGUAUGGUCUGGUCUGAAUUUGUUCCCGUGUUAAAACAUAUUACAGGGGGUUAGAUUCCCCUAUCGAACAGUGUAAAAUGAGUCCAAUUUGCUGAAUCAAAGAAUCAUCCAGUGGUUGUUACAAA
Molecule: messenger RNA, 443 nt
Organism: Triticum urartu
Lineage: Eukaryota; Viridiplantae; Streptophyta; Magnoliopsida; Poales; Poaceae
Product: histone H2B.5
Cellular component (GO): nucleosome
Molecular function (GO): structural constituent of chromatin; DNA binding; protein heterodimerization activity
Source: RefSeq, a predicted model, not a curated record